AUGGCUGGGCGAAUGCGUCGCUACGAGGAUGAAGAGGCGGAGCGAGUGGCAUCGCUCGAGCCGCUUCAAGGUGGUACAGGGUACCAGGUGUAG
Molecule: messenger RNA, 93 nt
Organism: Phytophthora nicotianae INRA-310
Lineage: Eukaryota; Oomycota; Peronosporomycetes; Peronosporales; Peronosporaceae
Exons: 1
Coding region: 1-93 (30 amino acids)
Source: RefSeq, a predicted model, not a curated record